UGCGAAUUACGGUAAUCACCUGGAUGACGUAAUUGCAUCAGCCGCAUCACGACGACAGAAGCAACCGGCACAGAGACGAGAGAGCGACAGACGCUGUCCCUUUAAGAAAAAACAUUUAACAAGAAAAAAAAAGAAAAGAGAAAAAAGAACGAAAGAAAAGAAAACGCAAAGAAAGCUCUUGGUUAAGGAUGAGAGGAAUGUCGUUGCCGGUGCAAAGUCUAGCUAGCUUGCAAAGUACUGUAAUCAGGUUUUGAUCUGGAAUGGUUGAAUUUGGGUCGAGAGGGAGCAUGAUAAAUAUGGUGGACGUUGUGGGGGAAAGCUAAGAGAAGCAUCUUACACACUGAGCCGAGCUCCUUCUCGCUUUUGAAGGCGCACAUUUCACACCGUGACACUGUCAGUGACUUAGCGGUUGUUUGUAUCAACGAGUUUAUACGGACGGGAGGCUGAAUGAAUGACAAAGCGAACGGACUGAACACAACACAGCAGGACACAGUCGAGCAGAAAUGCAUUGAAAGAAACCACAAGGAAAACUUUGAGAUUGUUUUGUUCACGCAUUUCAGAAUUUACAUUUUGUUUUAAAUAAUAAUAUACAAAGCGGGUUAGAAAGGAAACAGUAAAACACAAUCUACUUGCUGCAAGAGCGAAGACACGUUUUAAUAUGAAGCAGUGCUUUACAAAAACACAUUUUUAAAGGAAAUACAGAAGAAAAAACGCUAUGGAGGAAGAUCGUGGAUUUUUAAAAAUAUAUUUAAAUGUAAAAAAACUUGUGUGCCUGGUUUCAUGACGCGAAGGAUUCAAGAAACAGUAGCAGCAACUACACAAAAAUAACGCUACUUUUAAAACAUAACAGAAGACAUCUCAAACUGGGAUCGUUGCUGUUUGUAACUGGUGGCCGCCGCUGAUCUGAUCUGUAUAAUUACUGUUACUCAGAUGCAGUAGAGAGGAGACUAUGUGGGCACUGUCCUGAAAUGCCAAGGGAGGAGCUGCCAUUGCCAGAGGGUUGGGAAGAGGCUGUGGAUUUCGACGGGAAAGUUUAUUACAUAGACCACAAGAACAAAGCCACCAGCUGGAUCGACCCGAGAGACAGGAACACCAAGCCUCUAUCGUUUGCAGACUGCAUCGGAGAUGAAUUGCCAGUGGGCUGGGAAGAAGCCUAUGACCCACAAGUCGGGAGCUACUACGUGGACCACAAUACUCAGUGCACUCAGAUAGAGGACCCGCGGGUGCAAUGGCAGAGGGAGCAGGAGAGCAUGCUGAAGGACUACCUGGGCGUGGCUCAGGACUCCCUGGUGGCUCAGAAGCAGAUCUGCCAGGUGAAGGAGCAGAGGCUGCAGCUCGCCCAGCAGGAGUACAGGCAACUCAGCGAGGCAUGGAGGGACGAAUCAGCCUCCCGGACCAGCUUAAAUUCAGGAUCCUCCUCCAGCAGUAAGUACGACCCUGAGAUCCUCAAAGCUGAGAUUGUGACGGCAAAAAUCAGGGUUAAUAAGCUUAAGAGAGAUCUGUCCUGUAUGCGUCAGGAGCUCCAGUAUAAAGAGCAGGGCUAUGAAACACUGAAAGGGAUUGAUGAGAAGAUGUCCGGCGCUCCGUGUGGAUAUCGACUAGACGAAGCACAGGCCAUUCUGAACGAGGUGAAAACUAUCAACAAGGCUAUCCGUUCAGGGGAGAAAGAGAAGCACGAACUCAUGCAGACCCUUGCCAGGCUCAAGGAUGGAUUCCAGAUCGACUCUGGAUCUCAGUCAGACCUCUGGGCCAGCAGUACUUCCCUAGCCAAUUCCAAGCUGUCCAUUCCUGCACUCUGCUCGGAUGCGGGGUCACAGACUGACAUUGCAGGAGAUUUUGUAUCUGUCAAUAACAAUAAGCUGGCGGAGAAGGUCCGAGUAAGCCUGAAGUAUGAAGAUGCUAAGAGGAGGAUAGCUAACAUUGAGGUGCAGAUAGCAAAGCUGGACAGCGAGGCCUGGCCUGGCUUAAUGGACCCCGAGAGAGACCGGCUGAUCUUAAUAAACGAGAAAGAGGAGCUGCUGAAAGAGCUGCAGUACACCAAGCCUCGCCAGCGAGCUGCGUGUGACGCUGCGCGGCUCCAAACAGAGAGGAAGAGGCUGGAGAAGGACCUGCAGACAGCCAGGGCCAAUCAGAGUAAAGCACUGACGGAAAGAUUGAAGUUGCAUUCCCAGAGAAGUAAGUUAGUCAGAGAACUGGAAGAAACUGCGCGGCUCGCCUCCUCGCUCCACUCCCAGCUGAAAAGCCUCUCUGCCAGCACUCUGUCCUGUUCCUCGGGCAGCAGUCGGGGGUCUCUGAGCUCCAGCAGAGGUUCCCUCACCACCUCGAGCCAGGGCUCCUCUUCCUCGCUCAGCUUCACAGACCUGUACUUGGAGCAGCUGGAGCCGUCCGACUGUGACUACCAGUAUAAGCUGGACUUCAUGCUGCAGGAGGGGACCGCUGGCUUCCGGCCGUCCAGCUCCAUCACAACCAUCCACGAGAACGAGGUGAUCAAGACCCCCAACCUGGACCCUAGCUCCCAGGUUCAGGCUCUGCGUCUGUCUCCGAGGUCCUCCCUGUCCUCCCUGUCCCCCCCCUGCUCCCCGCUGGUGACGGACUCUCACUUCUUGUCUGGAGACGCCUUCCUCAGCCAGGACGGCGCUGGGCUCAGUCUGGAGGUACAGAGCAGGCUUCCGGAGCUCCGCUUGGAAAACCACGAGACCAGGGGAGGAUAUGCAGGACCUGUCCCCCCGGAUCAGUGCAGCGGCCAGGAGCCUGGGGUCAAACAGCAUGCCGUACCGAAAGAAGCCGGGGCCCAAGCGAAGAUUCUGGGGCCCGUGUUGAGAAAGGCAGGGGUUUCUUCAGCAGUGUCUGACCAAUCAGUGGCCGGAGACAGUGGAGUGUGCGAGCCGUCAGAGCCACGACCCAGUCAGCCGUCCGAUGUGUUUCACGGUGAAGAAGGAGGAUCUCAGGGCACUGCGCAGAUCCAGCUGGGAAUGCAGUACGACGCUAAAGAGAAGAGAUUCACACUGUUUCUAAUGCAGAUUCGCAGCGCCGCAGCGCUGGCAGUGCCACCAGAGGAGAAAGUGUAUGUCCGUGCCGCAGUGCUCCCCUGCUCCGAAACCACCAGCUGUCUCUUCCGAAGCAGGCCUCUGUUCCCCUGCGAGAGCCUGCAGUUCAGUGAGGUGUUCUGGGUCUCUGUGUCGCACAGCGCUCUGCGACAGAAGACUCUGCGAGUGGACGUCUGCUGCACGACUCCAUCUCAUCGGGAGGACUGCCUGGCUGGGGCUCAGAUUAGCCUUGCUGAAGUGAGCAGCCUUGGGGAGAGGUCUACAAGCUGGUACAACCUUCUCAACUACAAGGACGUGAAGGAGCUCAGGAAGCAGCACACAGACACGGAGGGAGAGGAUUCUGUCUCUGAUCUCCUGGAGGAAACUGCAGCAGAGCUGGAAGCUGUAGAGAAAAGGGCGGACGAUCCAGAAAACACACCGACUGCAGAGGAGGAGUGGCACAGGCAGCACUUAGAGGCUGAAUUCUGGGAGGACGGAGGCUGCAGUGACGAGGAGGAGGAGGAGGAAGAGGAGGGACGAGAGGAGGAGGAGGAGUCUGGCACAGAAACAGCUGGCAGGGAGGGAGAGCAGGAACUGGCUUCAGAAAAGGUGGAUAAAGAGACCAACACUGACAGCAUUGCAAAGCCUGCUUCGGUGGUGCGCCCCAAGGAGAGACGAGGCCCCAUUGCCCAGCAGAACCCCUUCAUUAGAGGAAGCACAAUCAUCCGCUCAAAAACAUUCUCUCCCGGGGCCCAGAGUCGAUACGUAUGCAGGAUAAACAGAAGCGACAGCGACAGCUCCACCCUGAAGGGUGCUUUUGUUCGAAACGCUUCUGAGCGACGCAGCGUCCGGGUGAAGAAGCCUCUGCUUGAAGCGAAGGCUCUGGAGGGCGGGCUGCUGCGCACAUCCCUGGAUUUGGAGCUGGACCUGCAGGCAUCUCGGACCAGGGAGAGCCGGCUCAGCCAGGAGGUCCUGGUGCUGCGGGAGCUGAAGGAGCAGCUGGAGCAGGCAAAGGCGCGGGGGCACACGGAGCUGCCCGAGUGGGUCAGCGAGGAUGAGAGGUUCAGACUGCUCCUCAGACAAGCAGAGAAACAGACUCCAGGAGAGCACUCGCAGGAGCAGCGAGUGGAGAGGAUGAUGAAGACGGCAGCUAAGGACGUGCACAGGAUACGAGGGCAGAGCCACAAGGGGGAUCUGGAGGUGCAGAGUUUCCGAGAGAAGAUGGCAUUUUUCACCCGAGCGAAGAUUAAUAUACCCGAUCUACCUGUGGAGGAUGUUUAAAACUCUUCAAGUAUUUCAAAGUUCAACUGCUGUAUUUCAUGGAUACCCAGACUGAUUUUAUUUGUGGUGGUUUUAUGAAGAAAAGAAAUAUAUGUACAUGAGAAAUCGAUGCUCACCCUUUGAAUGUACAGAUCUGUUAGAGUUUUAUUUGUCAUUUGUUAGGCUGUGUAGUUUUUGUAUAAAAUGCACAAAGAACAAAAACAGUUUGAACUACUUUUUGUCACUUGUACUAAUUAUUUUAUUGUGUGUUUUUAUGUUAUUUUAACAUUAUUGGUAGAGUUACACCCUUUCUUAUUUAACUGAGAACAAUUGAGAGGGGAGAGAAGUGAGCUGCAGCAUCGAUGUGCAUCUCAAUUGAGAGGGGAGAGAAGUGAGCUGCAGCAUCGAUGUGCAUCUCAAUUGAGAGGGGAGAGAAGUGAGCUGCAGCAUCGAUGUGCAUCUCAAUUGAGAGGGGAGAGAAGUGAGCUGCAGCAUCGAUGUGCAUCUCAAUUGAGAGGGGAGAGAAGUGAGCUGCAGCAUCGAUGUGCAUCUCAAUUGAGAGGGGAGAGAAGUGAGCUGCAGCAUCGAUGCGCAUCUCAAUUGAGAGAAGUGAGCUGCAGCUUCGAUGUGCAUCUCAAUUGAGAGGGGAGAGAAGUGAGCUGCAGCAUCGAUGUGCAUCUCAAGUCUUGUGAGAUUUCUUACAGGACAGUAUAAACUAUACAGCAAGUGUUCCAAUAGGGAGCAGCCAUUCUCAAUCCCUGACUGCUGGCAUGCACAGGACUCUGUGACGAUCACAGUGCUGCGUAGCACCACAGCACAUACGGAAUUGCCUUUACUGUCGAUAUUACAUGUAUGUAUGUAUAAAAGCUUUGUUUCAUUGGGAUCGAAAUAAGACUCCCAUUGCAUAGCAGUUUGAUCCACUCCUGGUUUAAUCCGACACGCCUGAGCUUGUUACCUGUACACUGUGUCUGAUUGUAUUAAAACCUGGAAUGGGUGAAACUGCUGUGCAAUAGGAGUCGCAUUGCCAUCCCUGACUGCAUUUAGUGAAACGCCAGGACAAGCUAUUAGGUAUUGAAUCACUCUAAAGGAAAUCCCCAGCGCCUAGCGUUUUGUUUCCUUCAGUACUGCACUGUAGAGCCGGGUCUCUCGUACUUGUUUUCAUUAGGUAGUUGUUUAGUGUUUUGGACACCAGCAUACCUCAGGUACUGUGAAGUAACAGACAUGCACUUUUUCAAUGUUAGUUUCCUCGUGUUGCUGUUCAUGUGUCGGUGGCUCCCCUUUACUGAUUCAUUUGGUUAAAUUCUCCAUGGAAAAGCUUUCCAAAGAAAAACCCUUACUGGUACCAGCAGAGUGUUUCUGAUGAUAGGAAGUAUGAUCUGUGUAUGUUCUUCACAUGUGUGUUUAGUUUUUGUGUCGAUCUUCAUUUUGAAGUUGUAGCACUCGAUUGAUUCCUUGUCAGUGUUUCAGUUUUGUAUUAUUUCCUACAGGCCACUGUUUUCUUUUCUAGCAAGCUAUGUGACUGGAAUGUAGUCAAAUAAUUUUUUUGUUUUUCCCCUGCAAUUUUUGAAGGACGAUGAUAUUUCAAUAAGAAAAUAGUCUGAGCACAAGUGCUGUAUCUGUCGGAUAAGGCUUUGUUUCAUUGCGUUCCAAACGAAUUGUUCAUUCUUAUUGUAGGCAAAGGAAUAGUGAGAAGCAAGUAGAACUGGGAGAUGGAACGGGAUCAAAGGCAUCGACUCAGGCUGUGCUACAGAGCUAAGGCAUGGGAACAGGGGAACAGGGGUUACUGUGAAACUUAAAUAAUGUGUGAAAGACUACUGAGUCUGCGAAUGCAGACGAGCCCGGCUCUUUUGCAUUGUGGUUAAGGCGCUUGCUCGCGGUGUGUGGGGUCGCCGGGUCACUCCCAGACUCCACCCUGUUAAUAUAUAUAUAUAUAUAUAUUAAGCUACGCUUUUGGAACAAUGAUGUAAUCCUCCUUGAUUUUGUGUUUUUGUUUAACACUGUAUUGAUGUACAUGAUAAUCCUUAUGUCAGCUGUUCCUCAAGCAUGUGAUUGCCUUGAGCUCCCAUUUGUAUUUGUUUUCACAUCAGUGUGUUUGCCUGGCUGUGCUGUGCUGAUAAGCUUCUCGUUCUUGAAACGAGUUCCCCUUGUAAACCAGGAUGCCCUUCCGAGUGCAAACAGAUUCAGCCGCAGGCUUCUCCCCUCCACACCUUUAUACUGGAGCUGAGCCAGACUCCCAGAGAGGGGGCGCUGUCCUGUCUUACUCUGCUUCAGCUCAGCUGUAAGGAGGACUGCAGCCACUAGAACGCUCCUAGGUAGACACUUAGAAUGCUCCUAAAUUGCUGCUAAGCAACCAGAGCAGCUUGGCAUGGCUCUUUUCCUUUAAUAGAUAUAUUUUCUAAUCUUUUUUUUAACACUGCUUCUGCUGUUUCCUCUGUGUUCUGUGUUUGCAUAAAGAAUAAGCCUCCCUUUGUUUCAUUUUCCAUCUCAUGACAUUAACAUUCUAUAUGCUUAAUAGCAAGGUUAACUCUCCCAUCCGCCUUCCUACUUGUCUCAGUGCUGGCUCUCCAGGCAGUACAGAUCCACGUGCAUGUGUGCUGUGUCUCAGUGCUGGCUCUCCAGGCAGUACAGAUCCACAUGCAUGUGUGCUGUGUCUCAGUGCUGGCUCUCCAGGCAGUACAGAUCCACAUGCAUGUGUGCUGUGUCUCAGUGCUGGCUCUCCAGGCAGUACAGAUCCACAUGCAUGUGUGCUGUGUCUCAGUGCUGGCUCUCCAGGCAGUACAGAUCCACAUGCAUGUGUGCUGUGUCUCAGUGCUCUCCAGGCAGUACAGAUCCACAUGCAUGUGUGCUGUGUCUCAGUGCUGGCUCUCCAGGCAGUACAGAUCCACGUGCAUGUGUGCUGUGUCUCAGUGCUGGCUCUCCAGGCAGUACAGAUCCACAUGCAUGUGUGCUGUGUCUCAGUGCUGGCUCUCCAGGCAGUACAGAUACACUCAUUCCAAGAGCUCUCAGAUCCAGGCUGGUUUUCUUGCACUUUUUGGAUUUUCGUGUCCUGAUUUUGUUUGGAUGAUUUGUAGAAGCUGUGAAUUUUAAUCAUGCCAGGUACGUUCACCAGUCCUGUAAAUAAUACUUCACCAGCAGCACAAACAAUGUUUUGUAUUUAAACAAAUAAAAAUCUAUCCAUUGUU
This is a messenger RNA of Acipenser ruthenus (sterlet), 7468 nucleotides long. RefSeq names its product protein KIBRA-like. NCBI's taxonomy places the organism in Eukaryota, Metazoa, Chordata, Actinopteri, Acipenseriformes, Acipenseridae. Gene Ontology annotation, biological process: negative regulation of organ growth; regulation of DNA-templated transcription; cell migration. Gene Ontology annotation, cellular component: cytoplasm. The record is from RefSeq and is a predicted model, not a curated record. Gene Ontology annotation, molecular function: molecular adaptor activity; kinase binding. Bases 969 to 4307 code for a protein of 1112 amino acids. The transcript is spliced from 22 exons.